AUGGAAGAACCGCAGCCCCGGACGUCUCUCGUGAGCGGAGGUCGCGAAGAGAUCCGUUCUACACGCAAGUCCAGGAAGUCGCGUGGGCGAGGACUGAGAGCGAAUACUGGCUGUAUAGUCUGCCGCAAGCGCCAUAUAAAAUGCGACGAAGCCAAACCUGCUUGUGGACCGUGUACGAAGGCCAGGCGAGAGUGCACGUACGACAAGCUUGACGCUGCCACCAGCAGCCAUGAUAAGAGUAGCGUGGCACAGGAUGAAAGUUCUCURCCAGAGCUCCCAAGGACGCAGGCCGCUGCUUCUUCGCCGCGACAAAGUACAGAUCAGCACAUUGCGCCAGCAAGAUCGGGGACGAGGUCGCCAUUGAUCGAGCAAUGGCCAUCCGUAGCCAUUGCUUGCGAGGCGCACAGUCCUUACAGUGCCUACAGCAAUUCUACUGCAUAUGGUGUAGAAUUUGCCCCUUUACGAUGGUAUUCUUUGCUUGCAGAUGAUGCGGCCACUGAGACUCUCAACUCUCAUAACCUUGAGGUCUUGAUUGAUGCAGAAGCUGCGUUCCGCCAGUUCGACAGCGUGUCAGCUUCGCUAGGACGAGCCGACGAUGGUGGACCUGUAUACCAAGCUGUGAAUGCUGCCACGCCUAGAAUUCCGGAGAUCGCCAAUGUCAAUCCAGUUUCCUUCGCUCAAGCUGAUCUGAGUAUCGGUGGAAGUGAAAGACGAUUCUGGCAAUCCGCUCAUCCGAUACAGCUUGAGGAUCAUGAGGUCGACAUCUUCGAACGGUUUGUCAAGGGUGUCAGUCUGUGGCUGGAUCUCUUCGAUCCAAAGCAGCACUUUUCCACUUACGUUCCCCAUCUGGCGAUGCAUAAUGAAGGUCUGAUAAGAGCGGUUUUGGCUCUUGGUGCACGGCAUCUGAGCAUCAAGCCGAUGGAUGGUGGCGAGGCCAGCAUGUAUCGCACAGCAUCCGUACAGUACUAUUACGACACUCUGAAGUACCUACAGUCCGCUAUGCAAUAUCUGACAUACAAAAGCUCGCUCGAGUUCCUUGCUACUGUGAUGGUCGUCAGCACAUACGAGAUGAUUGACGGCGCCGGCAAAGGGUGGGAGCGUCAUCUAAAAGGCGUCUUCUGGAUUCAGCGCUCGCUGAAUACCAACGGAGAAUGCGGUGGUCUCGAACAGGCCAUCUGGUGGUCAUGGAUCAGACAAGAUGUAUGGGCAGCCUUCAGAGAGCGACGGCGAUGCUUCAGCUUCUUCAAACCUACAAGAACCCUCGAUUCGAUGGACGUCAUGGAAAUGGCCUCUAGAGUAAUCUACCUUUUGGCGCAGUCAGUCAAUUACAGCUCCGAAGAAGAAACACAAGCCGGGCAGCAGAAUCUGAGUGGCCGCAUAGCGCAAGCCGACACGCUCCUGGAAGUUCUGCAAGAUUGGAAGUCUCACACGAGCGUGCAUUUUGAGCCACUCCCUGUGGAAAGCCGUGCGAGUUUGCCGUUCCGGCCUUUGUGGAUUCAUCCGCCAGCAGUCGGAGCGGCAAUUCAAAUGUACUCCAUGUCUCGAAUCCUCUUGCUCGUAUUCCAGCCCUCCGCUGGUGGUUACACGGAACUCGCGGGUCGUCAGAGGUUGAUUGYAGAUGAGAUUGACACCAUCGCUGGCAUUGCUUUGAAAUGCAACGAAGAUGGUGCCCGUGUGAUGUCAACGCAAUGUCUGUUCGCUGCCGGUCUAUACUGCACGGACUCGGCGAAACGAACAUGCAUCACCGACCUGAUUGAAGACCAUUGCAGGCAGACUGGCUGGCCACCAUCUCACACAUACCUUUCACAGGAGCUUCGGCAGGAAUGGGCGAAGCCAACCGAGAUCCGCUGA
Molecule: messenger RNA, 1851 nt
Organism: Ramularia collo-cygni
Lineage: Eukaryota; Fungi; Ascomycota; Dothideomycetes; Mycosphaerellales; Mycosphaerellaceae
Product: related to quinate transport protein
Exons: 5
Coding region: 1-1851 (616 amino acids)
Biological process (GO): positive regulation of transcription by RNA polymerase II
Cellular component (GO): nucleus
Molecular function (GO): DNA-binding transcription factor activity, RNA polymerase II-specific; zinc ion binding; transcription cis-regulatory region binding
Source: RefSeq, a predicted model, not a curated record